Molecule: messenger RNA, 2304 nt
Organism: Ctenopharyngodon idella (grass carp)
Lineage: Eukaryota; Metazoa; Chordata; Actinopteri; Cypriniformes; Xenocyprididae
Gene: shq1
Product: SHQ1, H/ACA ribonucleoprotein assembly factor
Exons: 12
Coding region: 178-1977 (599 amino acids)
Biological process (GO): box H/ACA snoRNP assembly
Cellular component (GO): nucleoplasm; cytoplasm
Source: RefSeq, a predicted model, not a curated record
AUCUAGUAUGGAUUUAUUGUAAAAGUGCGUUUGUAGUCCUCCUUAUAUGUGGAUUUACGGUAAAACAUGGCUAGCAGAGAAAACAGGAAGCAUGCCAUGUGCUGCAUAUGUGUUACUGAUAUUUAUCGCAUGGAAGUGUACACAGAAGAGGCGUGAAGAGCUUUGCUGUGUGUAAUCAUGAUAACACCGGCGUUUGAACUGAGUCAGGAUGCCAAUUUCCUUACUGUGAUUAUUCGUGUACCCUACACCAGGACAUCAGAGUUUGACAUCUACAUCCAGGGAGAAGAUUUGAAGUUCUAUGCCAAGCCAUACUUUCUCAGGUUGACUCUCCCUGGGAGAAUAGUAGAAGAUGGCCGGGAAAAAGCUUCAUUCGAUAUCGAUAAAGGUCUCUUCACGCUGCAUGUCCCUAAAGAGACGGCCGGACAGCACUUUGAGGGUUUGGAAAUGCUCACCAGUCUCCUGGCUCCUAAGGGAUCAAGAUCAGCAAAACCACUGGUGGAGGACACAGAGGCCUGUGGUGGAGGAUGUGAGGAGGAAGAUGAAGAGGAGGAUUUUGAUUGGCAGAUAGAACAGGAGAUUUACACCGAAACUCCAGCAGAGACGCUGAAAGAAUACCACAAGUAUGGCUUUGGAAACCUCAGGUCUGGAGUCUUCACUAGACUGCAAGAGGAGCUGAAUGAGGUGAUUGAUGUGAAGGAUCCCGACAACACCGCUUCUGAGCUCAGGAGACGCAAUCGACUAGAUGCAGAGACCACAAUAUUUUGUGCUGAUCAUUAUUUGGUAAAUCUGUAUGAGGAUGAGGAGGAGAUCAGAAACCUGCUGAAGUUUAAACCGUGGUGGAGAGAACUGAGCCCGGACUCUUCAGCAAGCUCUGACACCUCAAUAACUUUCACAGAAGAGGAAAAGGAGCAGAUGAGGAAAUUCACAAACCGUUCAUACUUGCUGGAUAAGAAAGCGCGCUUCCACGUCUGGCUCGGUUUGGUGGACAUCAUUCUUGCGUAUGUCUAUGAUGUGCGCACUACAGAGGGAGAGCACAAUGUAGAGUCAGCCUGGACCAUCAGGAAGCUCAGCGGUACUCUCAGCUGGCUGGAGACGUAUCACUCGGUACAAGAUGUGCUGGUGUCUUUCGGCAGGAGGACUUUGUGCUACCCACUCUAUCGGCAUUUCUCCCUGAUCACAAGAGCUGUGAAAGACGUUGCUUGCAUUUUUCAGUCUGGGAAGGCCUGCAUCCUGAAAUGUCUGCUGGCCAUCCAUAAGAUUUUCCGGGAGAAUGAUCCGGCCUAUAUCCUCAAUGACCUCUACAUCACAGACUACUGCAUCUGGAUCCAGAGGGUCAAAUCCAAGCAUGUGCUCGCACUAGCCGAACCCCUACGUAAUGCCAAACUGCAGAAAAACCAUCUAGAACUGGAGCUGGAGAUACUUGAACAAGCUGCUGAACUUGCACUGAAGGAGGAAGAAAACAGAGAGGACUCCAGCAGUGGCAGUGACUCUGAGGAGGAGGAAGAGAGUGAGGAAGAGCAGCCUGAAGAAACGCAACCUGAAGAAAGGACAGAAAAUAACCAAACGGGACCUCUUGAGCCUCAGGUCAUCUGUGAGGUUCUGAAGGAACAAGCCAUGAUUGAAGCUUCCCCCCUCCAUGUUGAGCUCCAGCGUGGCGGUGGAGAGCCGCGUGAGUCCAGACGGAUGAUUGAAGAGCUGGGAGAGAGGCUGGAGGAGGGGCUGACGAUUGAGGAGGAUGUGCCUCGGGGAAGACGCUCUAUUAGCGGCAGUAACACCGAGGGAGAGGGAGGGAGAGAGGGAGACUGUUACCAUCAGUGUGCAGCUGAGACGGAAAGAGACGCCACGAAAGCAGCAACCAGUAGAGAGCUACUUGAUCCGUGCCUUCAGAGGAAUCCACUGCGUAUCAUAAGCACUGAUGAACUGGACAGUGACGAUGAUGGAGACCUGCUUCUUACAGUGGUAAAAGAAGGACCGUAGUGGAAACAUUAUUGCUUGGAUAUUACCAUUCCUUCACACUAAGAGUAACGGAUGUAUCCUUAAGUCUAUCGAAGAGCUUCUGCGUUUUCAUGGAUGUAUAUUGUGAAAAAUGAUGGUUUUAUUUGUGGCAUUUGUCGUAAUUGCUUGUUUCACAGUGCCACUGCUGUUGAAAAUAAGACUUUUUUUCCCACGGUAUGUUUAUGUGGUUCUGGGUAGUUUUAUAUUAAACAUUUUUUUGCAUUUUGACAUUUUUUGCACACAUUUUAUUUGUGUUUUGAGUUUACUUUGUUGCAAAAUAUAGCAAUAAAAAGUUAUACUUAUAUUUUA